Molecule: messenger RNA, 2501 nt
Organism: Ruditapes philippinarum (Manila clam)
Lineage: Eukaryota; Metazoa; Mollusca; Bivalvia; Venerida; Veneridae
Product: C-C chemokine receptor type 6-like
Exons: 1
Coding region: 40-1176 (378 amino acids)
Biological process (GO): G protein-coupled receptor signaling pathway
Cellular component (GO): plasma membrane
Molecular function (GO): G protein-coupled receptor activity
Source: RefSeq, a predicted model, not a curated record
UUUACACAAUAACUCAGAUUACUUAAUCAGAUCUAAAAGAUGGAGGACGACAUUUCCGUGUUCUUCAGCAACGCCACGUCGUUUUUGAACGACACCAGCAAUAAUACUUCUCCGACGGAGGCUCCUUUUGUUGAUGAAAGACUUCAGACGGCGAAGGACGUUAUGUUCACUAUUCAGUACGCCCUUCUACCGCUGUUCCUCGUUACAGGGUUGUUCGGAAAUUUGUUCACCAUUGUAACAAUGGCGUCAUCCCGAUUUCAGCAUCUCACUUCUAGAUACAUCCUGAUAUUUCUCGCCAUAUCAGAUACUGUUCUACUUCUGACACAGCCCUUCAAUAAACUAUGGGUCAUCAAGAUGCUAGGACAAGAUGUGCGAGCACUGUCUAUUGCUUCAUGCAAAGCCUUCUUCGUCAUUUUCCGGUCUGCUAAAAUGACGUCAUCAUGGCUUGUUGUCUUUCUAUGCUUUGAGCGCUUUGUUGCUGUUGUCUUUCCGCUUAAAGCGAAAACAAUCAUCAGAAAACGAUUGAUCCUGCCUGCCAUUGCAGUCAACUACUUUGCUAAUUUUGUUUACAACUCUGUAUGGUCAUUCUCUUCGGGUGUGGUCAACGGGAUCUGUAAGCCCGACUUGCCGAGUCUGAAACACUACUAUUUCGUCAUCAUCGGCUGCUCCUUCUACUCGUUUAUCCCGACAGCACUCCUGAUAGUGUUCACACCGCAAAUCAUUGUCAGAUUAAUCCGCCAGACCAAAGUGCGACGUCAGCUGUCUACUAGAUCAUUAACUACUAGUAAAUCAAACGCCGUCAAGACGUCAAGCAAUCCCGUGAUGUCUCGUUCGAAACGUGAUGAAGAGAUGAUGCGAGCAAGCAUAAUGGUCCUAGGAGUCAUGAUCGCUUACAUUGUGCUGAUCAUCCCUAUUACGACGGUACAUAUUUACUCCUUUACCGCAGGAGUGAGCGCUUUCGACGUCAACAGCUACGGCUUCUUCAUCUAUCGUGAACUUGCCCAGAUGCUUGAACAGAUCAACUAUGCCGUAAACUUUUUCUUCUAUGUCCUCUGUUCGAGUGCAUUCCGUGGUAGGGUGAAGGAAAUUCUGUGUUUCACAGAUUGCCGCGUCUACAAACACAACCCUGACGAGCGUUCUACAUCUUCUAUAAAACAAUCAACGGAAUGUCAAUAAUAAACAUACAUACAAUUUGUGUUGUGCGGUUUGCAAGAAUGAAGAAAUGUUGUAUGACCUAAGUUUUUUAGUAUUAAUUCAGUAUUAAGAUCAUGUGGGUGACAAUCCCCAACAAUACCUUUUGACGAACGCAGGUGCUUUGGCAUAAAAGGCAACCUAUAUUAAACCUUCAUUCGUGAAAUAAUCGCCAGAACCAACUUUGCAUUUGAAUACAUGGACUCAUGAAUAGAACAUCAUAUUCACAGAUUUCACAAGACGUUUCGUCAGGUCCAUACAGUCAAGGUCACUUUCGUUCAUUUUUAGACGGCGCGGAAUCAAAUUUCACGUAUCUAAAAAGUACCAAAAGGUAAACAAAGCCAGCCAACUUUUACUUUUCAACUUUUUACUAUUCCCAUCACUUAGAAUAAAAAUCAACAGCCUCAUCAUUUUACUUCUAGAUAAAUUAAUUUGAUAUUUCCCGUCAUCUCAGAUACUGUAACCCUUCAAACAUUUAUUUUUUCGUCAGAGGGGUGAGCGCUUAAGACGUAAACAACUACGGUUUCCGUGGCAGGGUGAAGAAAAUUUUGCGUUUCACAGAUUGCCGCGUCUAAGAGCAUAACCAGUACGACCGUGCAUCUACAAUGACGGACUGUCAAUUAUAUAUUUAUGUAUAUUGUUAUAACAAAAUGUAGAUAAUUUGUGUUGUGUGGUAGUAUUGUUUAAGUUUGCAAGAAUGAAAAGAUAUUACUUAGUAUAUGACCAACACCGUUUAACCAGAAUCAACUGAACCAGAACUAAUCGCGCUGAUGAACCAGAACUAAUCGCGCUGAUGAACCAGAACUAAUCGCGCUUAUGAACCAGAACUGACUGCGCUGAUGAACCAGAACUGACUGCGCUGAUGAACCAGAACUGACUGCGCUGAUGAACCAGAACUAAUCGCGCUGAUGAACCAGAACUAAUCGCGCUGAUGAACCAGAACUAAUCGCGCUGAUGAACCAGAACAAACUGCGCUGAUGAAUCAGAACUAAUCGCUCAGAUGAACCAGAACUAAUCGCGCUGAUGAACCAGAACUGACUGCGGCGAUGAACCAGAAUGAACUGCGCCGAUGAACCAGAACUAAUCGCGCUGAUGAAACCAGAACUGACUGCGCCGAUGAACCAGAAUGAACUGCGCCGAUGAACCAGAACAAACUGCGCCGAUGAACCAGAUUUGACUGCGCCGAUGAACCAGAAUGAACUGCGCCGAUGAACCAGAACAAACUGCGCCGAUGAACCAGAAUGAACUGCGCUGAUGAACCAGAACAAACUGCGCCUAUGAACCAGAACUGACUGCGCCGAUGAACCAGA